UAUGCAGGGGUUUAUGAACAUUCUAAGCUCUGCCUCAUCUGUCAACGAGUCAGAAAUGAACAGCCAUUUUCACCAACCUCAAACUGACAGUAGGCUGAAAAUCCAAAGAAACCCUCACAGCAGCCAACUGGAAGUACAGGAGAGUUCUAGCUUAUCUACUUCCUGUCUGUUCCUUCAGCCCACAGUCCUGCUGCACAGACUUGACCUUGCUGAUAUGCCGUUACCUGUGUCCUCUCCAACAUUGAGGAUAAAGAGUGUACCUCAGUAUUCUUUGACGCCUGACCCAUCCUAUAUAAUGGGGAAAUCUAACAGAAGCAAGCGUGUCAAAAUGUGCUCUUUAUGUGGGAAGAAUUUUAUUGACACAGAAGAUUUGAUGGCACACAUGAGAUCUCACACUGAGCAGAGUCCUUACCAGUCUUUUGAAGAGCUUAACAUGUCUACAUCUUUUGAGGAUGGGAUAGAGAUAUCCCAGCCCCAUGGCACUUCACCCCUGAGCCCAACAACCUCCGAAGUUUGUCCCACUCCAAGACUGUCCUCCAAAUCCAGACAGUCCUCCAAAUCCAGAACAUGUCACGUGUGUCACAAGACUUUCUAUACUGUAUAUUCAAUGAGAAAGCACAUGAUUUUCAAACAUGAUCAGCUCAUUUACCAGUGCCUUGACUGUGGAGAACAAUUUGAGAGAAAGUUUCAUUUAAGGGAACAUAAGGCAGAGUGCCAUCCCACUCUGUCAUCCAAAGCCAGAACAUGCCAUUUGUGUAACAAGACUUUCGGCAGCCCAUAUUUAAUGAGAAAGCACCUAAAAUCCCAACAUGAUCAGCUCCCUUACCAGUGCCGCGAUUGUGGAGAACAUUUUAAGAGGAAAUGUCAUUUGAAGGAACAUAAGAAAAACUGCCCACAAUGUUUUCCUGCCUCAGCUGUGGAGAAAAGUUUGAGGAAAGGUGUAAUUUGAAGGAGCAUAAAAAAGUGUGCUUGGCAGUGAGAAAGCUCUUCUCUUGCUCUCUGUGCAAGAAGACCUUCAUUGGAGCAAGGGGGUUGACCGCACACA
This is a messenger RNA of Oncorhynchus nerka (sockeye salmon), 1045 nucleotides long. Its product is annotated as zinc finger protein 658B-like. The coding region runs from base 2 to 949 and encodes 315 amino acids. Lineage: Eukaryota; Metazoa; Chordata; Actinopteri; Salmoniformes; Salmonidae. The record is from RefSeq and is a predicted model, not a curated record. The transcript has a single exon.